This is a messenger RNA of Bufo gargarizans (Asiatic toad), 2149 nucleotides long. Its product is annotated as oocyte zinc finger protein XlCOF6.1-like. The transcript has 2 exons. Gene Ontology annotation, molecular function: RNA polymerase II cis-regulatory region sequence-specific DNA binding; DNA-binding transcription factor activity, RNA polymerase II-specific. The record is from RefSeq and is a predicted model, not a curated record. The coding region runs from base 85 to 1356 and encodes 423 amino acids. NCBI's taxonomy places the organism in Eukaryota, Metazoa, Chordata, Amphibia, Anura, Bufonidae. Gene Ontology annotation, biological process: regulation of DNA-templated transcription.
GAUCCCCCUUGUAGGAGUGAGGUGGAGGACGACAUUCCAGGAGAUGUCACCACAGAAAAUCCCAUUAAGAAUGCUGAGGAAAACAUGUUAUCGAUAAAUUAUAAAGUAGAAGACGAAGAUAUGCAACUCUCUUCAGGAGAAAACCACAAUACAUUUAAUUUACAUCCAGGACUUCACUGUACAGCUCUAUCCUAUAAUCCCCAUAAUCAUGAGGAACCUUCUCCUGACCAAUCACACAUUGUUACCACAAGUAUAGGUCAGAAAGGGGUUCAGUCUGGUAAAGAGUUCAUAGAAAGACCUGUACUUUUUGUGCACAGAAAAGAAAAGAAGCCAUACUCAUGCUCAGAAUGUGGGAAGUGCUUUACAGUAAAAUCAAGUCUUGUUACACAUCAGAGAAUCCACACAGGAGAGAAGCCGUAUUCAUGCUCAGAAUGUGUGAAAUGUUUUACACAAAAAUCAGGUCUUAUUAAACAUGAAAGAAGUCAUGGAAAAGAGAAGAAGUAUUCAGGUCCAGAACAUGACAAAUGUUUUGCAAAAAAAUCUGAUCGUGUUACAUGUAAAAAUAGUCCCACAGGAGAGAAGCCAUAUCCAUGUUCAGAUUGUGGUAAAUGCUUUUCAGAUACAUCAAGACUUGUUAAACAUAAGAGAAUUCACACAGGAGAGAAGCCAUAUUCAUGUUCAGAAUGUGGGAAGUGCUUUUUGUGGAAAUCAAAUCUUACAACACAUGAGAAAACUCACACAGCAGAGAAACCAUAUUCAUGCUCAGAAUGUGGGAAAUGUUUCAAACACAAAUCAAUUCUUGAUAAACAUAAGAGACGUCAUGCAGGAGAGAAGCCAUAUUCAUGUUCAGAAUGUGGAAAAUGUUUCAUAGAUCGGUCAAGUAUGGUUAGACAUAUGAAAACUCAUACAGGAGAAAAGCCACAUUCAUGUACAGAAUGUGGGAAGCACUUUUCAAAUAGAUCAAGUCUUUUUGCACAUAAGAAAACUCACACAGGAGAGAAGCCAUAUUCAUGUUCACAAUGUGAGAAGAGUUUUGUACAGAAAAUACAUCUUAUUACACAUGAGAGAACUCACACAGGAGAGAAGCCAUAUUCAUGUUCAGAAUGUGGAAAAAGUUUCAUAGAUCGGUCAAGUAUGGUUAGACAUAUGAAAAUUCAUACAGGAGAAAAGCCACAUUCAUGUACAGAAUGUGGGAAGCGCUUUUCAGAGAAAUCAAGUCUUUUUACUCAUCAGAGAAAUCACACAGGAGAGAAGUCAUAUUCAUGUUCAGAAUGUGGAAAGCACUUUUCAAAUAGAUCAAGUUUUUUUGCACAUAAGAGAACUCACAGAGGAGAGAAGCCAUAUUCAUGUUCAUAAUGGGGAAAGAGCUUUUCAGAUAAAUCAAGUUUUUUUUUACACAUAAGAGAACUCACAUAGGAGAGAAACCAUAUUCAUGUUCAGAAUGUGGGAACUUUUUUUUAAAGAAAUUGACUCUUGUUAAGCAUGAGGCAUUGUGCAAGAGAGAAGCCAUACGUUAACGUGGAACAUGAUCUACAUGGAAAUCAAAUCUUACACAUCAGAGAAUUCACACAGGAGAGAAACCAUAUUCAUGAUCAGAAAGCAGAAGGCACUUUAAAAAUAAAUCGGAUCUUUUAACACAGGGAUCAGCAACCUCCAGCUGGUGUGAAACUACAACUCUCAGCAUGCUCCAUCUACUUCUGUGGAAGUUCCAAGGACAAUUGCGCAAGUGUGGGGGCCGUGAGUAGUAGUUUCACAACACCUAGCGUGUCACAGGUUGUGGAGCCCUGUUCUAACCCAUCAGAGAUGUCACAUGGAAGAGAAAACCUUUCCACUUAUCAGGUUGUUCAUCGAUCUUGAAUAGUUGGUGGAGCUAGCCUGACUGUCCCAGACGACUGAAUUUAAAUUUUCUGAGGUAAGCUAUGACCGAAAUCCUUAGAGGAAAAGUAUAAAUAUAAGGAUGAGGAGAAGGGCUUUGUUUAUUUCCAGAGCAGUGAAGAUGAAUUGACUCCAUGAACCUUGCUUCUUCCCACUGUACUCAUACCUUCACCUACACAGCGGGAGAAUCCAGAGUGAUAUGGGGAACAGUAACGAUUCUCCAAGUAAUUGUUUCAUAACGUAUGUGGACAUACAAACCGGAUUCCAAAAAAGU